Messenger RNA from Vanrija pseudolonga, 654 nucleotides. Its product is annotated as Protein priA. Bases 1 to 654 code for a protein of 217 amino acids. Lineage: Eukaryota; Fungi; Basidiomycota; Tremellomycetes; Trichosporonales; Trichosporonaceae. The record is from RefSeq and is a predicted model, not a curated record. The transcript is spliced from 4 exons.
AUGAAGUUCUUCACCACCAUCCUCGCCGUCACCUUUGCCGCGGUUGCCGUCCAGGCGCAGACUUGUGGUGAUGGAACGACUGCUGGGCCUGUUGACCCCGCCAAGGUCAACUCGUGUAUCUCGGGCUGCACCCAGACAGCCGCCGCGUCCGUUCCUGGCUGCGACCCCCUUGACAGGGGCUGCAUCUGUGGUGGCUCCACUUCGGCGGGUACUGCGCAACAGCAGGCCUUCUACAAGGCCGCGGUCAACUGCCUCAUCUCCAACUGUCUCUCCGUCAUUGGCUCGGCUCAGACCGUCUCGGACAACACUUGCAAGUAUGGCUUCUGCAACGUCGUUCUUCCCUCCGGUGCCACUCGCAAGCGUUCGCUUGAGAAGGCUCUCAAGCCCAGCUGCCCUCCGUUCCAGAAGCUCUGCAAGACUACCAAGGGCACCGUCAAGAAUUCGUUCCUCGUUCAGCUCGACGAGGGCAACUAUGACGGCUACGAGUGUGUCGACACCCUUCACGACCUCGAGUCUUGUGGUGGCUGCCCCGGCGUCGACGGCAUCGACUGCACGACCAUUGCCGGCGCCUCCGACGUGUCUUGUGUGCUCGGCUCAUGCAAGGUCCACGCUUGCGAUGAGGGCCUCACUCUUACCCGCGGCGUCUGUGUUUAA